This is a messenger RNA of Acipenser ruthenus (sterlet), 3917 nucleotides long. Its product is annotated as 5-azacytidine-induced protein 2-like. The record is from RefSeq and is a predicted model, not a curated record. NCBI's taxonomy places the organism in Eukaryota, Metazoa, Chordata, Actinopteri, Acipenseriformes, Acipenseridae. Bases 322 to 1494 code for a protein of 390 amino acids. Gene Ontology annotation, cellular component: cytoplasm. Gene Ontology annotation, biological process: canonical NF-kappaB signal transduction. The transcript has 8 exons.
GUGGGGUGAGGUUGCUUGACUUUCCCCGGAGCAAGGAGCAAAGUUUACCAUGGCUUGUGUUCUUAUUAUGGUUUCCUGUUGCCGAGAAUGGAAACUGAUGUUUCCGUGCGGGUUUCUUUCAUGACAUGACAUUACAGUAAAAAGGUGGUCUAUGAUUUCAACAUUUGUGACCGAAUGAUCAAUAAACUCGUAAAUUGACAACAGUUACAGAAUUUGGAAGAAUACGCAGAUGCAACUUAAAAAAUUGAUGUACAGAAUACACCUGUCACUUCAGACACCUAGAGUACAGACCUGGUUGGCAUUUCUUUGAACACAGCUACAAUGGAGCCUCCAUAUGUCGAAGAUGACAUCUGCAUCCUGAAGCAUGAAACGGCAGACAGCUCGCUGGAGCUAUCAAAGGAGAGCCCUUUUUCCAUGUGUUCAGGAGAUGAAUCUGUCGCUUCCCACUUUGCGCUUGUCACCGCCUACGAAGACAUCAAAAACCGGCUGAGGGAGGCAGAGAAAGAAAACACAUUCUUAAAGAGACGAGUCAAGCAACUGGAAGGAAAGAAUCAACACUGCUGUGUUCAGCCAGAUGAAUUCACUGCAGGACCCAAGUAUGUCAAUAAAGCCUUUAAUGCUUUUCGUGGAAUCUACAUCGAAAAUAAAGAUUUGCAAGUGGAACUGGAUAAAAUGAAAAAGGAGAAGAGUGAAUCGGAGAAGCAUCUUAGUGAACAGCUGCAAACUAGAGAACUCGAGCUUCUCCAACUAAAAACUGAAGUGGAAACCAAUCAAGUUAUGAAAAAGCUGACCCCCACCAAUGAUUACUUGGAGCUGUACAAAGUGAACAACGAGCUGAAGCUACACACCUUGCAACAGGAGCUAGAUAUCCUCAAAACUGAAUACAACAAACUCAGGGGAAAAUAUGAGGACCAGGUUAAUAACAAACCUGUAUCUACGCAAGGAUCAGGAUAUCAUAGCGGUGACACUUCUCCACUGCAGGCUUACAGAGACCUCAAAAGAGAGAUGUCUAAUUUAUAUGCAGUGACAAAGUUGCAAGCAGAGAUGGUGAAAAACCUGAGAGACAACUCAAAAAGUGCAGCCUGCAGAGAUUCAUCUGCUGUUCCAAUCCAAUGCAUAGAAGACUUACAACUUAAUAGCAGAAUGGUAAAAAUGACUGCCCCCAGGCCAACACACAAAAGCCCCUGUGGUUCCUUUAAUGGCCCCAUGUUCAGCAAUGCCACAGCACCUCCUAUUCCGAAUGAGGCCACAGGCUUAUCUGAUGAUCCUUCUAAACACAGUUGGACAGCUGAGAGGCCGAGUCCUGUUGGCAGCGCUGCCUUGCAAGAACAUCCCUCGUAUGGACGCACUUCUUUGGAUGAAAACUCCUGGUUGUUUCCCAGCCCUCCAAAGCCUAGUGAUGCAUUGUUUUGGGAAAAUGCAAACACCCUUUAUUCCUCCAGUAAUCCAGUUUCCUGCCCAAAGAACCAGGAUCAACAGUGGCUUAGACCUUAGUGAUUUUUAAUUAGACUGUCAACUGUCUCAACCUUAUGCAGCAGAACUUUCUACAAAUCUACAAUACAAAUCUGCCUUAAAUGUAACUGCUUCAGCUAUUUUGGUUAUAUGAUGUUUUAAAUGUGGCAAUGCAUUAUGUUCUAGAAUUGGAUUCCAUGCAUUAAUACUCUUACCAUGUUAACACUUGGUUCUUAGCUAAGGAGUUGAUAGUACAUUGGGCUCCUAAUAAAGGCAUUCCCCCAUACACCGUGGGGACAUUAGAUUCUAACAUAAAGUGUGUUGAAGUUAAUGACUAUAUGAAAUGGGGUUCCAUGUAAAAACCCACUACCCAUCUGGAGCAGAUAGGUAUUUUCAGCUAAUACCAAGUGCAUAUAGUACUGUGAAACAGAAUGUGAGUUGAUGUGGGCAUUCAGGCUUUUGCAGUGUUAUAAAUAAUAGAAUGGUGUAGCACCCCCCAAAACAGUUGUUUCUUGGGUGAAAAUGUCAACCAAAAAAUGACUCCUCUUAAAGAGUAAGUAGCAGGGUUCCAAAAAAUAGUGUUACACAUCCCUACUUGUUUCUAGAACUGUUUAAAUAACAUACCUGUAAUUUUUUUCAUUGUUCAUCCUUACAACUUUUUACACUUAUAACUUUAAAGUCUGUUUCAAAGGUCUUUUCAAAAUGUCUGCUCUAGUGUGCUGAUAGUGUAAGAAUUAUUGCCCAUGUUGUCAAAAAGGAAACACAUUAAUAACAAUCUAUGAUGUGGCAUGGAAAAGAAAAGCCAGAGCACUUAUGUUUUUUCUCUUCCUGCAGUGAUUUAGAGGACAGAUCUGAAACCCCAGUGCACUAGAGCGGACAUCUUGAAACGUGCUUUAAAACAGACUUUAGAGUUAUACGUGUAAAAAGUUGUCAGGAUGUUAACAAUGAAAAGAAAAAUUACAGUUACGUUAUUAACAGUUGUAGCAACACAUGGGGACAUCUAUAUUUUUCGGAGCCCUGCUACUUACUCUUUAAGUAAGCUGUCAAAUGUGGGAUGUCAAAUUCUAACAUACAGUUAAUAGGGUGAAAUGUUUAAGUACAGAAUGCAUUUUCAUUGAGAGUGCAAUAGAUAUUAAGCAGGUUAUUCCAGAUUAUACAACAACCAGACACUGCUCUUUCGUCGGUUUUUAGCGAUUCUGUUAUUACUGAACAGAGGCAAAUAAAUCACUGCUUAAAGGUGCCAAUAAUAAUUAUUGACACCCGUUCUAAAACCACUGCUUACUGAUUAAACAUCACAUGGAUGCUCAAGCCCUGUUAUAAAAAUGUUAACACUUUCAGCUUACAGCUUAAUAAAAUGGCAGUGCUGUCUGUACUACUGAAUGCAAAUUGUUGAGACUGCCAUGUUUAUUUCCAGGUUGCAUUAUACCUUCAGUGACUUUUAUGGUGCCACUGUUCUGAAUCUGAAUCAUACAGCUGUAGCAUACCUUUUCACAGAUGAAUUAUAAUCAAAACCACAUUAUCUGCCUGUACAAAAGUAUCCAUAUCUGCUGCUACAAACUGUGCUUGUAAGCCCAAUUAAGUUACUUGCUCAUAAAAACAGUAUAUGUGUGAGAGUAGAGAUCUGUGUGUAUGUUUUAAGCCUACAUCAUAUGGAGAAUUUGGGCUGAUUUUUCAGUGCACGGAAUGCCAGAUAUACAAUGACAUAUCUCUUUAAUGCUUCUGAAAACUGCAGUCUCCACAUUUGGAAACUAAAGCUAUUUUCAGAAUGAAGACCACACAGACUUCAUGUAGUACUCACAUGAAUAUAUAUUGCUGUAGUUUUAAUCUUCCACAGGUAAAUGUUUUUUAAUUGGAAAAUAAUCACACACUGGUACACUUAGGCAAGGCGUCUUAGGUAUAUUGUAUUUUUCUUGAUUGUGUGAUUAAAUCUAUAUCCAGAAUAUACAAAGAAAUGUGAUGUUAACUUUUGAACCCUUCUUGUUUAUUACAGUGUCCCUAAUGGAUCUUCUAUUGUGUUACGGUUGUGUUUGUUGGUUAUCUCAUGAAGUGUAUAGGAUAUGUACACACACACAGGUUCUACAGACUGUGAACCGGAUACUUAAAUAUUCUAGAAUCACAGAAACAUUUUUGUCUCCAAAACCAUAUUCCAUAUACUUAUAUAUAUAUAUAUAUUUAUUCCUAAAAGAGCAUGAAGCAUCAAGGGCUUUUAAAAUUACCAACUUUUUUGCUCAGUUAAUUUAAACAGCAACAGUAAAAGAAGCAUUCUUUUGUUGAACUAAUUCAUAUAAUAUUACAAAACUGAAAAAAAAAGAAAAUUGUCUGUAUAAUAAUUUUAAACCAAAGACAUUUAUGUUAAUAGUAUCCUUUUAUGUUAAAACUAUUGUUUGUAUUUGGACCUGCUUUAGUUGUGUUUUUUAGAAUGAAUUAGCAAUGGAGUUGAAAGGAAAUAAAUAAUAUACGUGAAA